Molecule: messenger RNA, 2273 nt
Organism: Baudoinia panamericana UAMH 10762
Lineage: Eukaryota; Fungi; Ascomycota; Dothideomycetes; Mycosphaerellales; Teratosphaeriaceae
Exons: 3
Coding region: 77-2140 (687 amino acids)
Biological process (GO): microtubule-based movement
Cellular component (GO): microtubule; nucleus; kinesin complex
Molecular function (GO): ATP binding; microtubule binding; microtubule motor activity
Source: RefSeq, a predicted model, not a curated record
AUCAACACGGACGAGAACAUGACAUCUGCAUCGCAACUAAGUAAUACAAUCCACAAGUGCAGAGUAGAGAAGCAGCAUGGACAACCACAAACCUACGACGUCCUUGUUUGACGUAUAUUUGCGCCUUCGACCAUCCUCCGCGGUGGAUAGAGAGCGCUUCCUAGACGUAGAGCGCGAAAAGCAGCACACAGACGAGCCGUAUGCGCCCACGCAUAUCACCAUUCACCCGCCUGCCAACGACAAUCGCAAGCGCGCCGUAGAGAAGUUCGCAUUCACAACGGUUUUCGAAGAGCAUGUUGGCCAGCGUGAGAUCUUUGAGAGCACCGGCAUACUACCGCUUGUGGAAGGCGUACUGGGCGGCAAUGGCAAGGAGCGCAGAGAUGGCCUGGUGGCGACACUGGGCGUCACCGGUAGCGGCAAGACUCACACCAUCUUGGGCUCGAAGUCAGAGCGCGGCAUUACUCAGUUGACGCUCGAUAUCCUUUUCAAGCGUGUCGAAGCCGGAUUGGUCGACAUCGAGACUAGCCACGUUGCCAUACAGUCGCUCUGCAGUGCCGAUGUCUCAGAGGCACAUUUGAUUACUGCCGCACAGUUCUUCGAUUCGGUCUAUCCGGGCGAUAGCGGCGGCUUUAGCAGAGCCACCACGCCCGCGCUGGAAACCUCCUUUCUUUCCCUUCCAGCGUCGAAACGCCACCUCCCUCGCGUCUCCACUUUUCCACAGUACCCUCCCAUCGACGACAUCAGCCUCGACAUGGAAACGAACGCCGAGUACGCCAUCAUAAUCAGCAUGUACGAAGUGUACAAUGACCGUAUCUACGACCUUCUCACCGCCGCCUCCUCGACCACGAAGACUCCGCAGAAACGCCGUGCCCUCCUCUUCAAGCCCACCGAAGCAUCUCCCGAUCGGAAAGUCGUCGCCGGCUUGUGCAAGGUAAUCUGCUCUUCCCUUGCCGAAGCAUUGAUGGUCUUAGAAACAGGCCUGCAAGGACGCAGGGUUGCGGAUACGAAUUCCAAUGCCGUAUCUUCACGCAGCCACGGCUUCUUCUGCAUGGAAGUGAAGAAGCGCCGCCGCUCUUCGCAAGCACUCCCCAUAUCCAGCCCCUGGACGAGCAGUACGCUUACCAUCGUCGACUUAGCCGGAUCUGAGCGAGCACGCACAGCCAAGACCGCUGGCGCCACGCUUGCGGAGGCGGGCAAGAUCAACGAGAGCUUGAUGUAUCUGGGUCAGUGUAUGCAGAUGCAAUCAGACAACGCCCGCAACUCGUUGGCCCCGGGUGCAGUCGAGAAGAUGGUGCCCUUCAGACAGUGCAAACUCACCGAACUCCUCUUCAGCAACAGCUUUGCCAGCAAUGGCGGCGGUAGGAGCGGCCAGCAGCAGCAAAAGGCCGUCAUGAUCGUCACAGCAGAUCCGCUAGGAGACUUCAACGCCACGAGCCAGAUCUUACGAUACUCCGCUUUGGCCCGAGAAGUCACUGUGCCGCGGAUACCGUCUGUCACUUCGACGAUUCUCUCUGGUACCGGGGCGGUAGCAUUGAAGGCAAGCGGUUGCACCACUCCAGCCGCGUUGCAAGGGGAGCUGGAGCAAGCUCUCGCCGACAUAUCGAGACUUCGCGAGGAGCUGGAAGUCACCCAGCUCUUGCUGGAAGAGGAAACGCGACGAAGGCAGGAUGCCGAAAAUGCCUGGCAAGCCGCCGAAGGCAGGAUGGAGGAGAUUGAGGCGGAAGUUAGGGAGGAGGUCUGGACGGAGAUGGAGGCUAAGCUAGCGCUGGAGCAGAGACGAUGGAGGGCGGCGAGGGAUGCGGAGAUGGAUGCCCAGGAUGAGCAUUUGGAUCGGAAACUCGAGCUCCUCACGCACCAGCUCAGCGUGUACGAGGACGACACGGCAGACAAGGAGAACAUCUCAGACUCGCAGUUGCCGUCCGACAAGGAGGCGGGAAAGGAGAGAGUGCAAGUGAGAGGCAUUGGGGGUGAUCUCACGCCGAAGUAUGCAGAGCUUGAAGAGGAAAAUGUGCGGUUGAGGGAGGAGGUGGCGCUGAUGCGGAGGGAAAGGGAAUCGGUGAGGAGUCCAAGUAAGAAGAUAAGGGUAUUGAAGCCUAGUCGUAGAUGGCAGGGGAGUGGAAUUGGGGUGGAGGAUGUGUGAGGAAUUGUUGGUCAUUGCUUUGCAUAUACAAUGAAGAGGAUGUUCAGUCUUGCGAUGCAUUCCCCGCUGGUUGCUGCAAUCCUCAGCGAAGCAUUGUGUCUUCCAAUUCGAGACGUUCAGUCACCAGUCUCAC